Molecule: messenger RNA, 694 nt
Organism: Dicentrarchus labrax (European seabass)
Lineage: Eukaryota; Metazoa; Chordata; Actinopteri; Moronidae
Gene: dnph1
Product: 2'-deoxynucleoside 5'-phosphate N-hydrolase 1
Exons: 4
Coding region: 141-590 (149 amino acids)
Biological process (GO): deoxyribonucleoside monophosphate catabolic process
Cellular component (GO): nucleus
Molecular function (GO): 5-hydroxymethyl-dUMP N-hydrolase activity
Source: RefSeq, a predicted model, not a curated record
UCCUAGACUUCGCUCAGGGCGUAAAGCGACACGUCACCGCGUAAAGCGACACGUCACCGCGUAAAGUCUUGUUUACAUACAGCGCGGGAAACUGCGACAGCGGAGGACAGACAGACACAGACGGAGUGAGGAAGACGAGGAUGAAGGUUUAUUUCUGCGGUAGUAUCCGCGGCGGAAGAGAUGACGUUGCUCUGUACCGGAGGAUCGUUCAGAAGCUGCAGAGCUACGGGACCGUGCUGACCGAGCACGUGGGCAGCAACGAGCUCACCGACAGAGGAGAGGACGCUGCUGCAGCAGAAGAUCGAGCGAUCCACGACCGAGACGUGGCCUGGCUCCGGCAGUCUGACGUGAUCGUGGCGGAGGUCACUCAGCCGUCUCUGGGCGUCGGCUACGAGCUUGGCCGCGCCGUCGACAUGAAGAAGAAAGUCUUCUGCUUGUUCAGACCAUCGUCAGGACGCAGGCUCUCGGCCAUGGUUCGAGGCGCUGAUGACGGUGAGCUGUUCGUGGUCAGAGAUUACAGCGAGGACGAGCUGGAGAACGUUCUGGACGAGUUCUUCAAGAACCUGAAGAUCAAUACACAGAUUGAUUGAUUACAUCCUCGUGCGUCCAGCAGGCGGCGCCACAGCUCAGUUUCAAAAUGGCCACUGGCUGUAAAACAUCACUACAAUAAAAACAAAUAAAAUAAAUAAAAAUU